AUGAACAACACCAACACCGCCUUCGUCAAUCCUGCCGGAGACGGUGGUAAUAAAGAAAACGACCCUCACCUCCCCGCCGUUCCCCCUCGCCCUAGCAGACGUAAUCGUCCCCAGCAACCCGUGGCAUCAGCCGGGUAUCGACUUGGUCCACGAAUCAAAUUGACCAAGGAGGAUCUCGACUUUGCCAUAUACGAAGACGGGACGGCGCAAGAUAUCCCAGAACCUCGCCGUGAGUACUAUGGCAGCAACCUCCCGGCCCUCCCCGACAUCACUAACGGGCAAAUGUACAACUACGCCCUCACCCACGUCCUGAAGCGCGACUACAACGAGCUCAUGUACGUAGCGCUCAGAACCGGGGACAAAGUCGCCAUGGACGUAUUGAUAGCCAACGAAAUAAGCUACGAUAGUAGGAGAGGCUUUACGAGGUUCCUGAGGUGGAUGGUGCCGCUUGUGAGGGAGGCUGGGGAUAGCGAGGGUAACGCGGUCAUGAUGGCCAUGGAUGAGGUCAAUACCCAGAUCAUCAUGGAGCGGUUUGAAGAGUUGGGCCUUCCGAACUUGACCAUCGAAAAGGCCAAUUUGAGCGUCUUUUUCACUCCCUGUGGAGAAGAUAGGCACGUCAUUUAUAGGUGUGACUUUACGGUGGAAGAGCAGCGCCUUAUUGAUCUGCUCUGGUCGGAGCAUUGGGGCCUUGGAUAG
Trichoderma asperellum CBS 433.97 is the source of this 696-nucleotide messenger RNA. The record is from RefSeq and is a predicted model, not a curated record. Lineage: Eukaryota; Fungi; Ascomycota; Sordariomycetes; Hypocreales; Hypocreaceae.